AAAACUAUCAGAGACGGUGAACAAAGGCCUAAAACUCUCCAAAAAGUCGUGUCAGAAAUACCGUGACAUGCUCUGUCGGCUCCAGACUGAAGUGCAUUACAACCUUGAAGAGACUGAUGUGCCUUUGGCAGACAUAAAUCAACUGUCAUCGCACUUCCUUGCCGCAAUAAUUGACUUGAAUACCCCUGCCAUUAUGCGAGGUUGUGAGGCAGAAGCUGUGUCCAGGAUCUACAUCAAAAUAACUCUGAUGAUGGGUUCAUCUCCUGACCUCAUCCUGGAUACACUCCUCCAGUGUAAGACACUUAUCUACAGCAGUAUAAGGAACCCACUUAUGUUUAUACCUCUUAUCAAGAGAAUCUUCCACACAUUCAAGGUGCAAACUUCCUUAACCCCAAAACUGUACCUAAAGUUCCUGUUGCUAGGGAAACUUUGGCUCUUCAUGGAAGAAAAAUCAAAGCUUCCAAACACAAGGAUGUACAUCAUAAAGUCAUUGCCCGUCCCUCAGUCAUUUAAGGAAUGGGCGUGUCAGAACAAUCUAAAUUGGUUGAAGGAGAACGACUUCACAACAAAGACUAUCUUGAAGAGGAUGACGGUCUCAGCAACUUUGAAUAUUUUGCAUGGAAAAUGUUUUGUAAAACAACAGGAUCUCACCAGUGAUACAACAAACAAGGAAAUGAACAGUAAGAACAAGAACACACUUGUUCAAGAAAAAGAAACCAUUACCAGUGAGCACAGUGAAAUCAAAGCUGAAACCACAGGGAAUAAUGAUGAAAAGAAAAAGAAGACAAAGAAGAAGAAGAAGAAGAAGAAGAAGAACCAGAAUAAGAAGAUAGAUGCAGGCAAAGGAAAUGAUGAUUCCAUUUCUAUGAAAGAGACAGAAGAAAUGACAAAGAUGGAUGAAAUUAAAGAACAAGAGAAUGUGAAACCAGGAAAGAGUGUGCUAAAGCAGAGGGAAAGAGAAGGGGAUGAUGAAUUGCCAGAGAAUAUCAAGAAACUGAAAGUCCAGAGUGUUCAGAAACCAGUAGAAAAACGUGAAGAAACAAGUAAGGAAGAAAUGUACGAUAGUUUUAGUGAGAAAAAGUUGAAAAAUCAAAAGCGUAAGAAUGUAGAAGAAACCACUCCAGUUUUGGUCAAAGUGAAAAAGGUUGCUUCAAAGAGUGAAGAGAAACUUAAAGAAAAUGAUAUAGAAGUUCUGGACAAAAAUAAGAAAACAAAAAGAAAAUUGGAAACUGUUGUUGAUGACACUAAAGAGAGGAUUGAUAGUAAGGAGAAGAAUGAUGCCAUGUUGAAACGUGCAUCAGAGAAAAUCAGGACUGAUAAGUACAUAAAGGCUGUUCAAAAGUUAGCUGACACGCACCACAAAGGAAAGGAGGUGGGACUUUCAGAUGCAACUCGAAGUGCAGAGAGCCAAAUUCACAAAGGCAGAGUGAAUAUUGUGAAGAAGAAUCAGCAGGUAGUAAGUAGGAGUGAGGAGCUAAAUAGCAUGGGUGAUGAAGAGAUAGAAGACGCAGUUCACAAAUUGGUUGAGAGGAAAGAGGUCAAAACUCCGGAGGCAAAGAAGAAGCUCUGUCUCUUCAAUGAAGUGGCUACUGAUGGCAAAAAUAAGAAGUUGAAGACGUCACCAGUGAUAACAAGAUUACAAGAUCUGAGUCAGGAGAGGAAACAGUUGGGCUCUAGUCCAUCAGUUGGAGGAAAUGAAGAGAGAGUGAUGACUAGCCCCUGGGAGAAGGUAACCAUGACAAGAGAAGAUAUCAUUGAAGUGCGGCAGAGAAUAAGACGUAAUAGUGUUAGCUUUACUGUCACAGAUUUGAUGCCAAAAGAAGACAUGACCCCAAAUAAAGAAAAAUCACCCUACCAAAGAACUGCUAACAAAAUUUGUAGUAGAAUAGUUCAAAGUCCUUCAGGAAUGACCUUUGAAGUUUUUGACAUGGACGAUGACGAUGAUCACCAAAGUGUAGAUUCAGAUGAUGCUUCGAGUGUCAGGUCAUCAACUGAGGAACCUGGAGAGAAAAGUAAUUUGAAUGAAAAAGUUGAAGAGAAUGAUACUUCUGAUAUUAUUGAGGUUUCUGAAACUGAUUCAGUAGUAGCUGUAACACAAACCCCUAACAAGGAUCAUGCUGUUAAUGAUAAGACCAAGGAAAUAGGCAAUACUUCUACAGGAAAAGAAUUAGAUUCAGAACUGGAAAUUGUUGAAGUCAUUCAGAAAAAAGAGCCUGAGGUUUCUCAAAAAGAUGAAAAUACACUUGAAGAUUCAUCAGAUAUAGAUGAAGCAUCUGCAUCUGACUCUGACAUCAUUCCAUGUGAUGAAUCUACAAAGAUGUUUACAGAUGAAGAAAAUAAACAUUACCAUGAUAAACUAAUAGCACAGGAACUAAAAAGAAAAGCAGAAAAUAUAGUGGAAAUGGAUAAGCUAGAAUUCCAAAGGAAGAAAACCAAGGAAAAUGGCCACCAUGUCAGUAAUGGAGAUGAUGCUGGAAACCCAGACACAGAUGAGAGAAAAUGUGAAGUAGUAAAUGUGAAUUGUACUCCCAAUAGCCACACUGAAGAAAAAAGGGGAAGUGAACAUGGAUUAGAGAGCGAUGGGGACAUGGAAAUACUACUGCAGACAAUUGCUAGGGAUACUGGUAGAAUAGCUUCAGUUAGUGGAUAUAAAGAAAACUUGGUUCCUAAGGAGAAUAUUCAAGACAGAUUAGAAGAAAUUGAUAUUAAGGAGUGUACAGCGAAGGAAAAAGAAGCAGAUUUAGCUUCAGAAAACAAAAAGUUAUCCAAUGGUCCAGUAAGUACCAGCGAAUCCACGGAUGGAAAUCAUGCCAAUCAUGUAAAGGACUUGGAUAGGAAGGUGAAUGGUAUAGAUUCACGAGCCAUUAUAGAGAAUAAAAAAGAUGAAGAUACCAAUCAUAUACAUGAAAAUGAAGUACCUUCUGAAGAUUACAACAAGGAAAGUGACAUUAACAGUGAAAAUAUUAAGAACAAAAAUCUGGGGGAUAACAUUGAGGUUGAGAAUAAGUCUGCAGCUAAUAAUUCUUUCAGAUCAGAAUCACCAGAUGUAGAACCCCUCAGAAUUGACAAUGAGUUCCCAGAAAACCCAGAUAUUUCUCCAGAUAAUAAGAAUUCCCAAUCUGCACCACCUUUGAAAGAUUCAAUACCUGUAGAUUCUGUAGAAGAAGAUUCUGAGUCCACUGAAGGAGCUGAUGAAGCAUACGAAGCCAGUAGUGAUGCAUCAGAGGAUCCUAUGCCAAAAGUUCGCAAAAGGACUAGGUCAUUACGUAGAAAUCUCAUUUCGCACUCUGUUUUGCAGGAUGCCUCAGACUCUGAUGUCUCUCCAAUAAGAAAUAGGAGAAGUCGCAUGACUUCUGAAGUGACACCCACCGCAGGAAAGGAAUCCCCUCAUAGGCAAAGGACUCGCAGCGCAUGUUCAGAAGUUACAAGGCCUCAUCCAGAUGCUUUAGAAACAGAUCAGCUUGUAGCUCCCAAUGAUAUGGGUAAUGAUAUUGAUGUGAAAUCUUUGAGCGAAGUUGUGUGUGAUGUUCAUCAAAAUAUUAGUGAAUGUGAUUCUUUGUGCAGCUUAGAAACUAUGCAGGACUCCACAGGUACUCAUAUUACCAGUGAAGACACUUCUUUCUUCUUAAAUGAUCUGAAAGGAUCACACAGCAUAUCCUCAAGUGCUACACCCAUUAUUUCAGCUUCAGGAACUCCUAUUAAGAAUGCUACCGACCCUGUGUCAUCCCCUGUUACAAGACGUUCCUCCAGACUACUUGCUAGUGAAAUCUCUGAAAAAAGCAAAACACAGAGGCGAUCGCUACCUUCAGGUGCACUUUCUGAUGCAGCGGUCACCUCAAAAAGCUUAGCAACAAGAGUUCUGACAAGAAACGUAAGACGAAAAUCUUUUUCGGAUACUGAAAUGCACUCGCAGCAGGCACAUCAGCAGAAAUUUGAUGUGAUGGGGAGUCCUAAAAUAACUAAAAAAGUAGAAAAUAAUAGUACAGAGAUUAUGAAGAUUACUGAAGAAGAAGUUGACUCUGAUAACUUGUCUCUAGGAUUGGAUGGAAAUUUCAGCUCUUCUAGUCUCUCUUGCAGUCUUCUUCAGAUUGAGGAGGAACCCCUUGCUGAAUGUGAUAAUAAUAAUGAAAAACAGAUACAAGCUGCUGUAAGUGACUUGAGAAUAUAUGAUACAAAUGCAGAUGCAACAAGUGAAUCUCAGAUCCAAGAAAAGGAACAAAAGUUAGUAUUAGCAAAUCAGGUCAGUGCUUCAGCGGAAGACAUGCAAGAGGGCACGGAUGCAACCGAAUCUGAUAUUGUGUGUCAUGUAUCUGAUUCUGAAAAUCAAGUAAAACUUAGAGAAACUGAAUCCAUGGAGGUUGUUAUUUGUGAUCAGCUCUCAAAGGGAAGUGUGUUGGAAGACCACCAUGAAGUUGAAGCUUGUUUACCUGAAGAUGUAGAUGAAGAACUUGAGGUUCUCUCUACAUCUGGUGUAGAUGAUACUGAAGAUUUAUCCUAUGGAUUGCCCAGUUCUUUCACACUGAAUAAAGAGGAGGGUUCAGAAAAUCUAGAAACACAGAUAACAACUCCAAAAUCCUUCACUAGAUUAAGGUCCUUGUCUCAACGUAGAUCUGGUGGAAAAGGAUCUAAGAAAGAUGAUAGAGUCAAUGAUCUGAAGUUUGAUUCUCCUCAUCUUUCUUCUCCAAAAGUCAAAGCUCAGCUCGUCUCAGAAGCCGUCUUGAACAAAGAAGUCCUAAUAAGCCCUGAGGUCAGUGAUGAAGAGUGUGAGUUGGUUUCACCAGGGGGAGAUGAGGCUAACCUGCCAAAGGACAGUUUCACGCUGUCUGGUGGUCCUGAUACUGUUACACCAGUGAGCCGCAGGAACAAGAGGAGGAGUGGAGGUGGCAUUAGAUCUCCUCAGAAAAUGAUCCCAGAAGAGCAGGAUGAGACGACAACUCAUAUUGCUAGUGUUCCUGGAUCUCCUGCUAGUAAGAUAUCACGCAUUCAGAGGACCAAGAUAUUUUCACCCAAAUCACCCAAAGUUGCUGCAGAAAAUACUGAAGAAAGUACAGAUAUAACUGUAUCAGAACAACAAAAAUCUGUUAAUACAGAAACAGAAGUCAAAGUAAAAUCCUCCAUGAAAAGUGCUUCGCAAGAACUUUCUGAAGAAAUCAUCUCAAAUAAAUCUCCCGUUCUAGAAACACCAGCAGCCACACCAUCCCCCAGAAGAAAUUCAGGCAAAGGCCAUGCCACAGGGUCUAGCAGUCAGGCAGCUCCAGAUAUUGAUGCUGAAAGUGAUACUUCUGUUGUGAAAGAGUCCAGUGAGGUGGCUAGUGUAAGUACACAGGAGACGAGCUUAAAUUUGGACUCAGAAAGUAAAUAUUCUCCAGUGAAAACAAGGAGGAACAGAAGGUCAUCACUUGCAAUUAUGGCCUCAGAACUCAAGCCAACUGAUAUUGUUAAGAUUAACAAGAUCAAAUAUUCAUCGCCUGAUCUACAGAAUGAAAAUGCUGAGACUUCAAAAGAGGAUUCCGCGCCUGUGUAUAGAACACGUCGCAGCAUGACUUUGAAGAAGCAAGACUUGAAACAAGAGUUGUUAUCUGCCCCAUUCUCCCCCAGAAGGAGCAGUAGAAGGAAGUCAGUAGCAUCUAAUUCAUCUGAGAGCACAGGAAGCAUAGAAGUUAUGCCAUUACGAAGUCGCAGAUCCAGCACUGCUUCAUCUUCUGAAGAUAAACACCCCCAGAUCCCAGAAGAGCCAGCAUGCCCAAAGAAGAGCUCCCUUAAGAAUACUCCAAUGGGUUUGGCCUCACCACGCACAAAGAACGACAGGACAUCACUGUUGAAAAAUGAGCCCAGGAAUAGCUCACCUGCCAGAGCAACUCGUUCAAGCUCAUCAUUCACUGAAGUAACUACUAAUCUUGCCUCCAAAAGUGGCACACCUGUCCGUACAUCAUCAAGACUUGCCUCCAGAAAGGAGUCCCAUACAGAUUCAUCGUGUGAGAAUGGCUCAUCAAGUGAAACCUCGUCCAAAGGAAGUAAUAUAGGUAGAUCAUUUCUCAAGAAAGUAUCAUCAGAUGUGCCAUCCACCAGCAGUGACACACCAGCAGGACAGUUGAAUGUCUCCGCUAAAGUGAACAGUGAAUUGCAUACUGCCUCAGUCACAGAUAUUAAAUCUCCUACAAAGUCCUCAACCUUUAAGCCAUCCCACGACAAGAAAGUGGCCAGCUCAUCUUCAGGGAAUGAAUCGCCAGCACGGCCAUUUUCACCAGUGGGAAGCAAAACCCCAGUCAGGUCAGCCUCUUUGCCCCUAGUGAAUAAAACGCCUACAAGGUCGUCUCCAUUGAAUUCUGUGAACAAAACCCCUUCAGGAUCACCUAUGAACAAAAGAUCUUUGAGAUCCCCUUCUGUUAAUAAAACACCUGUUAGGUCACCUAUUACUAAUGCAUCAGCAAGAUCACCUGGAAGACCACCAUCUGUUAAUAAAUCUCUAACAAGAUCACCAGCAGCAAGUACAGUCUCUCUGAAAUCAGCCACUCACAUUAAAUCCCCUCUCACAUCACCUAUUGUAAACAGAACUCUGGUAACAGCCUCUGCUAGUGAAGCUUCGUUGACCUCACCCACCAGAGUGUCUCGAAGAUCACUCAGUUCUGACAGAUCUCCUUUAGCCUCGCCCUCCUCCAGCAAAACACAUACAAGGUCAUCUUCCAUCAGCAAAUCCCCCGGACGACUGCCUACAGAAAAAGGUGCUACUAAACAAUCCCCAAGGAAGAGCUCAUCUCCUUCAAGAGCAGCAGACACAAACAGUAAAGGGUCUUCUAAAGAUGCUGAACCCGUAAUGACAACCCGCAGCCUGAGGCACCGGCAAGUGACUUAUUCGGUAUCAUGAGUGACUGCCAUGUAGCCUUUGCUGUUCACUGAAGGCUGUAUUCCGCUGUGGCUGCCUGAAUUGUUGAUUGGAAGAGUAGUUGCUCAGCUGGUGGCAGAAGAAGUAGCUGUUGGAUGGCAGACCAAGGUAGCAGCCAUGAAUAGUCGUGGUGGAAAAUCCAGGUUGUGGACACUAACUACAUUGCUAACAUUAGCCUCAAAUACUUAACGUCUCUCUUGGCACACAACUCUUCCAUUUGAGUUUGGGUCAUUUGGUGUGUCUUCUGUCAAGAUGUGAUAUUAUCCAUCUGAUAUCUGCUGUGUUAAGGACUUUUCAAUCAUAUUGCUUAGGAUUGUAACAUCUCUUUAUUUUUAGAACCUGGUUUGAGUAUUUAAAGUCUGACUGGGAAGAUAGUUUUUGUUUUGUUCUUGUUUUUUUGUUUUUGUUUUGUAUGUUGUAUCAGUAGUAAAGUUUAUAUGAAUUAUUUUUGUAGAGUUCAUUUCUCUGAUGAUGUUGCAGAAAGUAUCUUUAUGAUUUAAGUGGUGUGUGUCUGAAUUCACCGAAAAUACUUUCCUUAAACAUUUUGUUUUAGAUAUUGUUCUUGUUAAGUUCUCUUUGUAGUGUUUUUCAAUUAGUAUAUUUUGAAAGUCCAUGUAGAUGUAGCUUAUUUUGUUUAGACCAAUCAAAAUACUUCGUAUUUCUUGGUGCAAGGAGGGCUAUUAAUAUUAUGAAUCUUUUUGUAAUAGUAUAUUACAUAGAGCUAAAUGAACAACACUGUUGUACAGGUAUUACCAUUAUCAUGACUUCGUUGUAGAUGAUACUGUACAUCCAUUUACUUAAACUAAUUUUGGAUGUUUGUAUAGAUAUAUAUGAUACUUAAGGUUGCAUUGUGCAAGAUGAUGUUAAAUAUAAUGUGAUAUAUAUUUGCUUUCCUUACAGUUAGAAUUGCAUUUUUAUGUACUAUAUAUGGUUUGGAUUAUGGAAUUAAUCUUCAAGAAAAAAAACAUUACUUUUUUAUAAUAUUUACUGCCUUAGAAAUUGUAGCAAUGUAAAACAAGAUUACCUGCAAGUGAUUGUGAAUAUUGUAUUGGAAAUACACAAUUUUACAUUCCUUUAUAAGGUCUCAGUAAUGCUUGGUAUCACUUUUUUGUUUUGAGAAAGCAGCUGUAGUGAAGUAUUUACUCUGUUGUGAUAAGUAUCAUUGCCUCCCUGUAAAGUGAUCUUUGUGCCAGCUGUUCUGGUGGAAAAGCUGUGCUUAAAAACAAUCAAUAUUGUAUAAGAGUGAACAGGACCCUAAUUCUAUAGAGCAAACUGCCUUGCACCUAAGUGUCUGUGUCAUGUGCUUGGAAUAACGUAAUGUUGUAGGUCAUUAAUGGGUUUUCACUGUAGCAGAAAAGCUUUUUGUGGUCAGUAAAAAAUUUAAUUAUUUGCAUGUUGCCCAUAGAUAGAUAAAUAUGUAAUAACCAGUUCUUUCAUGUUGAAAAUAAAGGAUGUUUUUAUGAAAAUUAAAUGCCUAUUAAGCUUUAAACGGUUGACUAUCAUCACAGGCCCUUGUGGUAAACAGGAAAAUUUUGUCUGUCUAAGAUUUAGUAGAUUUCAUCCAUUGCAAACGUUUAUAAUUUUUACAAUUUUUUUUUUUUUUUAAUGGGUAGCAUAAGGAAAAGUAUGACAUAAAACAUUUUCUUUUUAGUGCCAAAACUCCCAUUGUAUAUGAAGUGCCACAAAGUCAUCUGAAAAAAAAUUGGUUAUUUAAAUAAUCAGCAGUUUGCUGCCUUCAAGUAAUUCUUAAAAAAGAAUUACAAUUUCUCUCUGCGCAUUUUGAUUUUGAAAGAAAUGUUACUCUUCCCUCUUUUGUUUGUAAUUGUCCAAUGGCAAUUUUUGUAAAUUCAUGAUUUUGUAUUCUGUUCACCAUUGAGCAUUUUAUCAUGUUUAAAUCAUUGGCAGAGCAAUGUGACUUAAAAAUGGUUUUAUAUGAACGAAAAUACAAACACGGUAAUGUGUGUACAAAGAUGAAGUGAGAUAGCACAGUAAGAAAGAAAAAUUGUUCUUUACUUUUUGUGGAGUUUUCAUUUCGAGAUUUCAUUUGCAUAUUAUCAGUUGAUUUUAUAUUUUAAGAGUUAAAAAAAAUAGUUUGCAUCCUACCACUGACAUUAAGUUGCCCAAUUCUGCUUGUUUGCAAUAUGUGCAUCCAUAUGUAUGAGGAUUGUGGUGGAAGUUUUAUUAGCAUUAGUCAUGUCUGUACCAAAUUCAUGAAAAUAACCUCACCUUACCUUAAGCUCUGAAGUUUGUAACAUGUGUACUUUAAUUUUUUAAAUGGUUAUAUGAUAAAAAGUCUUCCAUUAUUAUUGAAGGGAAUAUCAUUUUUUCUCUUGAAAAGCACUGUGAUUACAAGAUGGUUGAAGAGGUUGUAAUGCAGUUCUUGUAAAACAUACAUGUUAGUUUUGUAUUGUUAUCCUGAACUGGGUGUAUUUUAUUUCCACUGUAUUUAAAUUAUUGUUGAGUGAGAUUUAAUUGUGAAUUAUAUCCAGAAGGUUUAUUACUAACAGCAGUUUCCUUCUUUAUACUGAACAAUAUUGUAAGUAGACCAUAACAUGUAAAGAUCAGUUUUGUUAUAAAGAUCAAAUAAAUUAAGAAUCCCAACUUCAUUGUGCUGUUGCAUAUAUUGUUACUGUAACAAGGUUUUGUUUUUGUUAUUUAACUGCAAGCUUAAAUUAACUGUUAUUACUUUGCAGUACAUUAUAUAUAAGGGUGAUUAGUUCCAUCCUACCUUUAUUUUUAUUUCUUACUUCUUAGGUUUUUGUUACUUUGAUUUCAAUGUAUGCCUGUGAAUUGUGCAGUAACAGCCUGUAGUGUUUCUAAUCUACAUUUUGUCAGAAUUAAACUUCAAGAGGAUGUUAUUUCUCACUUUUCUUUUUGCCAUACAGCAAGUAUAAAAGAAAACACUGGAAAAGUACAGAAAGUAUAGGUUAACAGGAACCCUUUCAUCAGUCUAAGUUGCUUAUGGUGUGAACACUAUGGUUCGUACUUAGAUAAAAUUAAAGAUUUUUCUCAAGAGUUUC
Messenger RNA from Penaeus vannamei (Pacific white shrimp), 9903 nucleotides. The record is from RefSeq and is a predicted model, not a curated record. NCBI's taxonomy places the organism in Eukaryota, Metazoa, Arthropoda, Malacostraca, Decapoda, Penaeidae.